Sungouiella intermedia is the source of this 1029-nucleotide messenger RNA. NCBI's taxonomy places the organism in Eukaryota, Fungi, Ascomycota, Pichiomycetes, Serinales, Metschnikowiaceae. The record is from the annotation of a GenBank genome assembly.
AUGACUGUACCUGCUAGAGAUCCCCUUCACAACCCUUUGCAUAUUCUCAAAACAUAUAAGCGAGACCAUGGUAGGCCAGCCUACAUCGCUGGACCCAUGGUGAGGUAUUCCAAACUUCCAUUCCGUGAGCUUGUCCGCCAGUUCAAUACAGAUAUCGUGUAUACGCCGAUGAUUCUUGCACGGGAAUUCGUCAGAAACGAGACUGCUCGCGUUAGCGACUUUUCCACAAACGACGGCGAUAAACCAGUGGUUGUCCAGGUUGGCGUGAACAACGUCGAAGAUCUUCUUAAAUUUGUUGAUAUGAUACACCCUUACGUGGACGGAAUCGGUUUAAACUGUGGUUGCCCUAUCAGAGAACAGGUGAGAGAAGGCAUAGGUGCAGCCCUCAUGUCGGAGCCAGAACUUGUUUCCAGUAUGGUCAAAGCGGUGAAAGAGAAAUAUGGAGACAAAGUGUGCAUUGAGACGAAGAUCAGAAUUCACAAGGACCUUGAUGAGACGAUCAGGUUCGUGAAAAUGGUGGAAGCUGCUGGUGUAGAUUAUAUCACUGUUCAUGGACGUACCAAGACCACGCGAUCUUCGCAGCCAGCAGAUUGGAAUGCCAUUAAGUUGGUGAAAGAAACUGUCAACGUGCCUGUGGUAGCCAACGGAGAUUGCUUUUCCUUGGAGGACGCUGAGAAGAUCGCAGAGCUCACUGGUGUGGAUGGGAUCAUGGCUGUGAGAGGCAUAUUAGCCAACCCAGCACUUUUUGCUGGCUACAAUAUAACGCCUUGGGCUGCAGUGGAAAUUUUCUGGGACUUGGCUUCCAGUUAUGGACUCCCAUUUCGUAUUACACAGCACCACUUAUCCCAGAUGAUGGACAAGUUGGUUCCCAGACGGUACCUCAAGGAGAUGUGCGAGUUGACGAACUUGGUGGAUAUGAUAGACUGGUUUGAUGACCACUUCGUGUUGAGAAGACGUGGAGAAUCUGGCUUUGCCACUGCUGAAAAGCCAGAUUGGAAGACGGCGAGAGAAAACUUUGCUCGCAUCUAA